Molecule: messenger RNA, 1659 nt
Organism: Ustilaginoidea virens
Lineage: Eukaryota; Fungi; Ascomycota; Sordariomycetes; Hypocreales; Clavicipitaceae
Exons: 1
Coding region: 1-1659 (552 amino acids)
Molecular function (GO): protein binding
Source: RefSeq, a predicted model, not a curated record
AUGACGGAUGCUUCCUCCGUGGCAUCGCCGCAACCCCAGGGCUCGUCCCCUCUGCAGAGCCCCAACCAAGCCGCCUUGCCGCCAUUGGCAACCUCGACUCCGUCACGCCGAAGCACCCUGGGUCGUCCAAUAUCGCACGCCUCCAAGAGCAGGUUGUCGCAAUACUCUGCCGGGUCUGCGCCGUCGAGGUCACGACCCAACUCGCACAUGUUUCCGGUAUUCCCGUCGAGCCUGCCGUACGCGCUGGUGAGGGACUUUGCCUAUCCUGCCGCGCAUCCCAUGCACUACGGGCCGCCGCACGACCCUUCAGGGCCUCCGUCCGGCCUCACCACACCGGCGAGCGAGACCCGAAGACUGUCCGACCCGCCCGCCUCGUGGGAUCAGCGCAUGCCGUGGGAUUCGUGGACGUCGGACGGUUUCAACCGUGGCCACGAUAUCCCGCCCAUUCAGAUGGGGGACGGUCCGCCGUACAGCGAAGAUGAGGACCUGCAAAGCCCGGUCGUCGCCCCUCGCCACCGCAAGCACAAGUCCACCUCGGCGGCCAUGGAUCAAGGCAGAGCGAGAGCGAGUCGAGGCUGCGACGCCAUGGACAUGUCAGGCUACGAUCACGACAGGGGGUACUAUGUUGGAACAAGCGGGGACGGAAGUCAACGUUACUACGUAAGCCAAGGCGGGGAAGCAAACGGUCCCGGCGGCGAGUUUGUCACUUAUCCUCCUGGUCACCAGGCACGGCAAGGUGGUUGCGACCAUGGCUACUCGCAGCAGCAGCAGCAGCAGCAGCAGCAGCAGCAGCCACAACAGCAACAGCAACAGCAUCAGCAACAGCAACAGCAUCAGCAUCAGCAUCAGCAUCAGCAUCAACAUCAGCAUCAGCAUCAGCAUCACCACCAACACCAACACCAACACCACCACCACCAACACCACCACCAUCAACAUCAACAGGAACGAUCCCGAGAGGAUGGGUCAAGCCCAUUGUCUUCGCCCGGGUAUCAGGAUGCUGAUGAAUCGCGCUACUCCCGAGACUACCAGUUUACCAUUACAUCGCCGGAUGAGGAAUUCCACGGCAAAGCAGUGGCACUGUUUGAUUUUGAGCGUGAGAACGAGAAUGAGCUGCCGCUGGUCGAGGGCCAGAUUAUCUGGGUAUCGUAUCGCCAUGGCCAAGGGUGGCUUGUUGCCGAAGACCCCAAGACCCAGGAGAGCGGGCUGGUGCCGGAGGAAUAUGUCCGCUUGCUCCGAGACAUUGAGGGCGGCAUGAACAGCUUGACCGGCCCUGUCGGCGACGGGGGGCGCGCAUCGCCCAAUGAAGCCGAUGCGCCUGCGGCGGUGGAGCAGUGCGGCAAGCAAAGGCAUUCGUCCAUCGCCUCCGCCAACGGCUACCAUCAACCCGUCGUGUCCGUCUUUUCAACAUCGAGCAAGGACUUGAACCCCUACCCCACGGAGCAGCUGGGCAUCCAGGCCGGCCAAACGCCUCCCCAGGUUGUCCAUUAUCAUGGACAGAGAGGAGGCAGCCAGACGAAUGCCCCGACCAUUACUACCCAGCCCGGCGAGACGGGAGCCAGCCAUCAAAGGGGCAGCCAAGCCGCCAGCCACGACGGGGGCGUGGAGACACCCGUUCAGACACAGGCAACCGAACCCACAAGCGUGGCCCCGUCUCGGUGA